Messenger RNA from Anolis carolinensis (green anole), 11856 nucleotides. It is a transcript of the gene lrrc8d, whose product is annotated as leucine rich repeat containing 8 VRAC subunit D. NCBI's taxonomy places the organism in Eukaryota, Metazoa, Chordata, Lepidosauria, Squamata, Anolidae. The transcript is spliced from 2 exons. The record is from RefSeq and is a predicted model, not a curated record. Gene Ontology annotation, molecular function: protein binding. The coding region runs from base 1047 to 3629 and encodes 860 amino acids.
UUAAAAUUGUCCUAAAGGCAAGGAGAAAUGAAGGAGUGUCUUUGGGAUUUGUGUGUUACUGUUUUGUCUUAUGGGGGGCAGUCUUAAGUGUUGUGGAGCAGGAAGUCUGUCUUUUUCUGUUGUAUGUCCUGUACACAACAUGUCCUGUAUUAUAAUUCUGUGUCUCUGGGGGCAUUAUUGUGAAAACUACAUCUGCUGCUUCCAUGAAAAGUUAUCACCUAAAAUAGAAUACGUUUAAAGAGCCCCUCACAUGAAACUGGGCUAUCCCUUCUCUGCUAUUUUUUUUCUUUACAAACAAAGGCCUUUUUAUUUAAAUAGGAAUUUCAAGAUUAAGUAGAUGUGUAGAACAAUAUUUAACAGGGUAAUGUGCUGCAUUUUUAUCAGUACUCUUAUAGAAGAUAGAAAGGAGAGGUUGCCCUCUCCCUUCGUUGGAAGAACUUUAUAAUUCCCGCUGCCCUAAGAAAGCUCAGAGCAUUAUUGGGGAUCCAUCUCACCCGGCAUUUUCUUUUCUUUUCUUUUCUUUUAAAUUAUUGCCAUCUGGCAGACGUAUGGGGUGAGAAAGACAAGGACAAACAGACUGAAGGGUAGCUUUUAUCCCAGAGCAGUGGCUAUGUUUAACUCCAUGGUUUCUUACUGAUGUGGCAUUGGGGGCUGUGUGAUGGUAUUGGGAGUGUGAUGAGAUGGAUGUGUUGUUUGUGGUGUAUGUGGGGGAAGGCAUGUAGUUUUGUUGUGCAAUAGCACAAUGACAAAUAAAGCUAUUCUAUUCUAGUUGGUAGCCUUUUAUUUAUCUGUCACUAAUCUUACUAAGUCGGAAAGAUAAAAGGCUACCAACUGCGAAACAAGAGGGUGCAUGAUGAGAGUACACUAUCAUUUAGUUGAGUAAUGCUGACCUUUCAUUAAUCUUACUGCAGAGAGAGCCAACAUGAUGAAGUUGUUUGUGUGUUGGAUUGCAAUUUUGGAGACCAGAGUUCACAUCCCCAUUUGGCCAUGAACAAUGGGGUGACCCUGAGAAGAUAUGUUCACUCAGCCUCAGAAAUCCCUAUGGAAUGUUUACCCUUGCAGAAGUUGCAUCUCUCAAUGACAUUCAGCCGACAUACCGUAUUCUGAAACCAUGGUGGGACGUAUUUAUGGAUUAUCUGGCAGUGGUUAUGCUCAUGGUUGCGAUUUUUGCUGGAACCAUGCAACUGACCAAAGAUCAGGUGGUCUGUUUGCCUGUGUUACAGUCAGCUGUCAAUGUGAAAAUACAGCCUACCCCCUUGGGAAGUGCCAGAGUAGUAAACAUCCCAGAAUCCGAAACCACAGUUGUUCAAGAUGAAGAAACACAGACAGCGACGACUGUUUCUUUCGAGAGAGCAUCAGUUGUUACACCCGACAUACCUCUGAGCCGAACUACCUUUCCACCAUUGUACUCCACUGUUCCAAAUCAGGAAGUGAAGAAAGAGCAGAAAGAUCCUCUGGGCCGAAAGACCAACUUGGAUUACCAGCAAUAUGUUUUUAUUAACCAGAUGUGUUACCACUUGGCUCUUCCUUGGUAUUCAAAGUACUUUCCUUACUUAGCUCUGAUACAUACUAUUAUUUUAAUGGUCAGCAGCAAUUUUUGGUUUAAAUACCCCAAAACAUGCUCCAAGAUCGAGCAUUUUGUCUCCAUCUUGGGGAAGUGCUUUGAGUCCCCUUGGACUACAAAAGCGUUGUCUGAAACGGCGUGUGAGGAUUCUGAAGAGAAUAAGCAGAGACUGACUGGGGCCCAGUCUCUGCCAAAGCAUGUGUCCACCAGUAGUGAUGAAGGAAGCCCAAAUGCCAGUACCCCCAUGAUAAACAAAACUGGUUUCAAAUUUUCAGCUGAAAAGCCCGUCAUUGAGGUCCCUAGCAUGACUAUUUUGGACAAAAAAGAUGGGGAGCAAGCCAAAGCUCUUUUUGAGAAAGUACGAAAAUUUCGGGCUCAUGUGGAGGACAGUGAUUUAAUUUAUAAGCUUUAUGUUGUUCAGACUGUCAUCAAAACUGUGAAAUUCAUAUUUAUUCUUUGCUACACAGCAAACUUUGUCAAUGAAAUCAGUUUUGAGCACACAUGCAUGCCCAAAGUAGAACAUCUAACUGGCUAUCAAGAGUUUGAAUGCACACACAAUAUGGCUUACAUGCUGAAAAAGUUGCUCAUUAGUUACAUCUCCCUCAUUUGUGUCUAUGGUUUUGUCUGUCUGUACACACUUUUCUGGUUAUUUCGAUUACCCCUGAAGGAGUACUCUUUUGAAAAGGUAAGGGAAGAGAGCAGUUUCAGUGAUAUUCCAGAUGUUAAAAAUGAUUUUGCAUUUCUCUUACACAUGGUUGACCAAUAUGAUCAGCUGUACUCCAAGCGGUUUGGUGUCUUUUUGUCAGAGGUGAGUGAAAAUAAACUGAGGGAAAUCAGCUUGAAUCACGAGUGGACUUUUGAAAAGUUGAGGCAGCAUGUGUCCAGGAACGCCCAAGAUAAGCAGGAACUGCACUUGUUCAUGCUGUCAGGGGUUCCAGAUGCAGUGUUUGAUCUUACAGACUUGGACGUCCUGAAACUUGAGCUAAUCCCGGAAGCAAAAAUCCCAGCUAAAAUCUCCCAGAUGACCAAUCUUCAAGAGCUCCAUCUCUACCAUUGCCCUGCAAAAGUAGAACAAACAGCCUUCAGCUUUCUUCGCGACCACCUGAGGUGCCUGCAUGUGAAAUUCACCGACGUGGCAGAAAUCCCAGCUUGGGUGUACUUGCUUAAAAAUCUCCGUGAGUUGUACCUGAUAGGCAACUUAAACUCUGAAAAUAAUAAAAUGAUAGGACUUGAAUCACUCAGAGAGUUAAGGCACCUUAAAAUUCUCUACGUGAAAAGCAAUUUGACCAAAAUCCCCUCAAACAUCACGGAUGUGGCACCACAUCUAACCAAGCUUGUAUUUCAUAAUGAUGGCACCAAGCUCUUUGUAUUGAAUAGCCUUAAGAAAAUGAUGAAUGUAGCAGAGCUAGAAUUGCAGAACUGUGAACUGGAGCGGAUUCCCCACGCCAUUUUCAGUCUCAGUAACUUGCAGGAGCUAGAUUUAAAGUCAAAUAGCAUACGCACAAUUGAAGAAGUCAUAAGCUUUCAGCAUUUAAAAAGACUGACCUGUCUGAAAUUGUGGCACAACAAAAUAGUCAACAUUCCUCCUUCCAUUACCCAUGUGAAAAAUUUGGAGUCCCUUUACCUCUCCAACAAUAAACUCGAAUCUUUACCAGCUGCAGUGUUCAGUUUACAGAAACUCAGAUGCUUAGAUGUAAGUUACAACUCCAUCGCAGUGAUUCCUGUGGAAGUAGGCUUGCUCCAAAAUCUGCAGCAUUUUCAUGUCACGGGAAAUAAAGUGGAUAUUUUGCCAAAACAGUUGUUUAAAUGCACCAAGUUGAGGACUUUGAGUUUGGGACAAAACUGUAUCACCUCGAUUCCAGAAAAGAUUGGCCAGUUGUUGCAGCUGACACAUCUGGAGCUGAAGGGGAACUGUUUAGACCGUCUUCCCCCUACGCUGGGGCUGUGUCGGCUUCUCAGGAAAAGUGGACUCAUUGUGGAAGAUCACCUCUUUGACACGUUGCCUUCAGAAGUCAAAGAAGCAUUGAAUCAAGAUACAAACAUUCCCUUUGCUAAUGGGAUUUAAGCUGAGGUUGAACUCCCAAGUAACUUAACACACACAAAAUGCUAAAGUACAUAUUGUUAUAAAAAAAUCCUGUGUUAAGUAUCUGGAACUCACUCACUUUCUAUGAGGAAAGACUGUUAGGGCUGGUAGAAGCUUGUUUGGUGUUUGUAGUAUUUUAAAACAUCAUUUCCAACAUUUUUGGAAGGGGAAGAGAAAGGGGGCGGGAAACCCUUCAGCAGUCUUGAUUCUUCUUUUCUUUUAAGAUGUUUGUAACUUGGAUGCUGCCGCUUUUGAAUGUUUACAAAUUGCUCGCCUGCUUAAUGUACAUGAUUAAACUGGUGACCUUUUUCUUACUAUAAAUAAUGUUUAAUGGCUCCAGUCAUUGUAGAGUUCCUUGGCAGACAAUCCAUUUUUUGUAUUUAAAAAAUCGGUUUGAUUUGUUUGGUGGCACUCAUCCAGCAAGAGGAAUAUAUAUGCACAUCCAGUAGUGAAUUGUUCGAUAUCAUUCUUGUAUCCCUUGUAUUAGGCCAGGGGUCCUCAAUCAAAGGCCCAAGGGUCAGAUGCAGCCCUCCAAGGUCAUUUACCAACCCACCCUAAACUUUAGACUUAGGGUUGCCUUGAAGGCACACAACAAAAACAAUCCUACUUAACUUGACUAUCUUAUCAGCCAAAAACAGGCCCACACUUCCCAUUGAAAUACUGGUAAGUUUAUGUUGGUUAAAAUUGUUCUUCAUUUUAAAUAUUGUGUUGUUUCAUGGUUUUGUUUUGUUUGUUUUUUUGCACUGCAAAUAAGAUGUGUGCAGUGUGCAUAGGAAUUCAUUCAUUCCCCCCCCCCCCCAAACUAUAGUCCAGUCCCCCAACAGAGAGACUGUGAACUGGCAGUUUACUUCAAAAGUUGAAGGACCCCUGCAUUAGGCAAUGUUUAUGUGUCUUUCUAUCUACUUUGCAGUAUGAAUGAGAAUGUUCCUCCUACUCAAGCUGUGUAAUCCUGUGCCCACUAAAUUCAACGAAGCUUAAUUUUGGGGAUGUAUAAGAAUUCACUAAGUCAUUAGUGACAUAACAUGUAGUACAUGCUGCAGUGUCUUCUAAAUGGCAGAUGGCACUGUGUUGCUUGUGAAGUAAUAUUUUCUUUGCUAGGCUCUUCUGUCACUGGCAAUCACUCAUGUCUGAGUUUUUUGUUUUUUUUUUCAUGUCAGGAGAAACUGCUAGUCGCGGGAAGAUAAUGGCGCUCCAUGCAGUCAUGCUGGCCACAUGACCUUGGAGGCAUCUAUGGACAACGGCAACACUGCAGCUUAGAAAUGGAGAUGAGCACCAACUCCCAGAGUUGGAAACCACUAGACUUAAUGUCAGGUUAAAGCCUUUACCUUUAACUACCUACCCUUUGAUCAGUAGGACCAGAAGCCCUCCGCCUGAAAUGUUCAUGGGAUGCAAUUCCCAUUCUGCCGCAGCACCCCCAUGCACAAGACAUUAUUCCAUACAAUAAGGUUAUCACAGCAAACUCAUACAUACAAAGUUCAAUAGUAAAGGCAGAAAGAGCACAGGCACAUAGAAACUUCAAGAAUCCCUGCUCACAUGAGUUCCAAAUCUCUUAUUCACACAGACUCAGAGAUACUUGUUAUAAAUAACCUGUGUCAAUCAACACAUUGAGGAACUCCAGAUGACAUGGUAACAGACUUCACAGACUUCCCUGGGGCAUGAGUUGACAUACAAACGAUGUAGCAAUGUCCACUUCAGGAUCACAUUUUUUAAAAAAAUAUGGGAGGAACUAUGUUAACCAACAACUAAUGAAGGCACAACAGCAUUUUCACAGGGCCAGAGAUUACCAUACAGAGCAUUGGGAUUGGGAAAAGGUGCUCAAUUAUGAAGCAAAGCCAGGGCACACAGGCUUAAAGCACUAGGCUUUGAGAUCAGUAGCAGUCACCACCAUCUGCCACCACCAUCCGUAAUCUUCUCUCUUUCCUCUCAAAGUGGGGGUGGGGGAGGAUUUUCCCAGCCAUGAUCUAUUGUGAGCUGCCAUGUGUGUUAUGCAAUGAAGAGCACAACCAACCUUGUAUGCAUUUGGAAGCUAAGGAGAAUCAGGUUUGAUUAGUACUUAGAUGGGACACCAUGAAGGAAUCGCAGGUAGUGCAAGGAAAACAUCCUUUCUGAAGCCUUAGUGAGCCAUUGUCAAACUUGGCUAACUGGACCAAUAGUCUGACUUAGAUUUCCCCAUUAGGAAAGGCAUAAUCCAAAAGCAGAGCACAUGUGAUAGUGUAGAGCUGGAGUGAAUCAGAGGAAACUAUAUGUCUUUUUGUUUUAUCCAUUCAGCCUUGUGUUGUCCACUUAAGAACACAAAAAGGAGUUUUCAUGGUGGGAACCAUUUCAAGCUGUACCAGGAAAGCAAGGAGUUAGACAAGGCUGCAUUUUAUUAUCCUAACUCUUUAAUGCUCAACAUAUACAGAAACCAGGAUUAGACUAGAGAAAUGAGACACGAAGACUGAAGGAAGAAACACCCAACAGUUUAAGAUAUAUAGAUACCUGGGCUCAAUCAGGAGAAGAAAUAAGGAGAAGGAUUAGACUUGGAAGGGCAACUAUGAACGAACUUGAGAACAUCCUCAAUGUAUAGAUGUAUCGGUAGAGAGAAAAGUUAGAGCCAUCCAUGCCACAGUAUUUUUAUUAAUACAAGGUUUGAAAGCUGGACAGUGAGGAAAAUCUGCAGUAGAAACAAGGUUCUAGAAGAGAAUUCUAUAAAUGCCAUAAGACGGCUAAGAAAAAAAAUCAAAUGGGUAUUCACAGCAAUCCCUGAGCUGUGACUGUUUGGCAAUAGUGAGGCUUGAGUAAUUUCUCUCUUCACAGCAAUCGGAAGACGUAGUCCUUAAAAAUUUAGCUGGGAUUAAGGUCAACUGAAUGCAAUAGGACAUUGAUAUUUACCUGUACAGGAUUAUAUGAUCAAUUCUUGCUGAGUGGCUCCUUUAUAGUAAAAUAAUAUCUGUAAGGGAAUAUUUGUUAUUCCAGCGUAGAACGUUUUUAAUAUGGAGCUUAGUUCUUGUAACUUUAUGGAUAAUCUCUGUGAUUUAACUUUAUGGACUAUCUCUGUGGUGUUUAUGAGCUGUGGAAGGAUUCAGGUUGGCCGUCAAAGGUCCAGAGGUUAGCUACUAUAGCUGUUGCUGUCUUGGUCCCAGUACUCAAAUCCCAUAAUGAUGUUGCUGUGUAAAUAUUCUCCUUCCAUCCCCUCCCAGAGCAUUUUGCAGCUGUGAGUGCUGUGAGACAACUGUUGUGUGAUGGUCAUUGGACAACAUGUGAGUAUUAUAACUCCUACUGUACUAGUUUAUAGUCUUCUAGAAUCUUUUAUAAUAUGUAUUUAUUUGUACAUUGUUCUAGUACUCAAGCUCAGGUAUGCUCAUUGAAAAGGUAAAAUGCUCUCAAGAUAACCAUAUUAUGAUAUUAUAUUACUCCUUCCAGUGGUAUGUAGUGACUUGAGUUUUUGACUAUGACUCUAGGAGACCAAGGUUUUGUGUCUCUGCUUAGCUGUGGAAACCCACUGGAUGAUCUUGGGGAAGUCACACUCUCAGCCUCAGAGUAAGACACUGGCACACCCCUAUGAACUAAUUCUGCUAUCAGCACCUUAGGUUCAAAAUAAGUCUGAAAUAAUUUGAAGACACACAACAAGAAUAAUAUUACCCCUUACAUAUCAGCAUAAUAAAUGACUAAUGCUGCUGCAGAUAAACCUACUAAACUUUAGUGACUAAAGGAAAAAGGAAGGUAGGUAGGUUGAUUGAGUGAUUGUUCUGGAAAGAUGGAGAAGAUUAAUCUUUGAGGGAAACCUUUUAUAUCAAAGGUGGACAAAGUGCAGCUCUCCUGUUGGUAUUGAACUGCAGCUCCCAUCGAACUUAACCAGUGGAUGGGAAUUGUGUCACACUUCACCAUGUAGAUGCUUUUAUUUUUGCUUUUUUUUUUUUUGUUCAUUCCCAUCUAUUCAGCUGGCCCAGCAGAAUCAUAGCUUCAUUAAGAGACUGAAAGCUAUUCUGAUUGAAUAUAUCAGGAAUGCAAAAAGUGCACUUGUCUUUCCAGACAUGCCCCAUAAAGUCUUUGUCUGCACCCCCACCAUUUUUCUGCUUCAUUGCUGGAACUGAGAAGAACAUCUCCAAAUGUGAUUGAAAGCAUGCUUCAGAAAUAGGGCUGAGUAAAGCUCCUUUUUCUCGAGGAGGAAAGAAAUUACAGACCAGAUGAGUACUUUAGCUGUGAAAUGAAAAAGCUGGCGACUAAUCAUUGCUCCCAAAAAGGGUCAUUAUGGUGCUGUUGCUGCAAAGAAGGUUACAAUUGCCGUCACACUGGAAAAUGAGCAAUAUUGAAAUGGAUUGCAUGGCGCCAACCUACUCCUUUUUCCUUUGUGAAUCAGAGGCUCCAGGGUGAAUAGAUAAUCUGAGUUGUUUGGUAGAGAGCAUGCUGUGUUGUUCUUUCUUUGGGGCUGAUUUGUUCAAACCACAUUCAUUGACAGCAUCCAUUUCCAAAAUCACUGUUGGACCCAUGACUCAUUUGUAAGGCCCUCUUCCCAGGUGUUGCCAUGUGGUCCAGGCUCACAGAAAAGCACCCACAACUGUGCACAGUGGGAUAUUAAAGAAUGCUUUCCCCUAUCAUUCUGGUAUUUUUAAAAGCUCAUUUUAUAUGGAGAAAGGUUGAGUAGCACAGUUCUGCUCCCACAGAGAACUCUGGAGUAUUUCACUAUUGAAAGAAGCUGAAGGAAUUGGAAGAAAAAGUUAAAAUGUUCCGUAAAAGAUUAUUUUUCAUUGAAAUGAUUAUGGUAACUACAGUCAUCUCUCCACAAUUGCAGAUUUGAUUAUUCAUUGAUUUUUUUAAAAAAUGUUCCAUCUGGUUCAUCCAGUGUGACUCAUGGUCAACUUCCUCCAGUCAUCCUGGAGAACCUAGAGAAUUCUAGAGAACAUCUCUCUUGAAAUCGCUAGUUACUCAAAUGAAAUUCUGUGGUCAGCUGGCCAUAGAGUCGUGCUAGUAAAACUAAAUAUUCCUAGAGAGUUAGAGUAUUAGUAAAAAAAAAAAAAAAGCAGUUGCUUUUUCAUGGUUUUUCACUUUCAUAGGGGUCCUCUGCCUCUAACCCCAGCAAAUGUCUGGGGUUGACUGUGUCAUGUAUCACAAAGUUUUCAAGAAAAAUAAAUGUUAUUACUGUUGUCCUGCUGUACUGUGGCCAUGUCUCAUGGAAGAAGAAAUCAUUAUAGUCUCAGCUCCUCCUCUCCUAACACUGUGUAGGAAAUCACUUUAAGAGCGAUGGAGCACCAGAAAGUCAGAUGAUGGUUAUGGCUUUACUUGAAGAGGAUCACAAUUACUACUGUGCGGCUAGAAUGUGCAAAUCAGUGAUACUCUGACUCUGGCUCAGUUCCUUCCGCCCCAGAUUACCCUAAUUUUGUCCCCAAGCCCCUUUGCAAGCAAUCACUUCAGACUUCAGGACUCCUUGGGAUGAUAAGAAAGAAUUAAGAGUUUUGGUUAUGGUUUCACUUUCAAAUGGUUUCAGUUCCACCUGUAUUUUCUAUUUUUUAAUCAAAUGACCCUUUGGAGAAUUUUUUCGCCCUUGGUGCCACAGGAACAUACAAAUCUAGAGCACUUAUCACACAAAACAGGAACAUUGCAAUUACAGGAACUUUGUAAACAUUCGUUAGUUGGAAGUAUUGAUUACAUCUCAUGUCAGUAUUCCCUGAUCUUACAGAAGAGUCAUAACGUUGUGGAAAUAAAAAUGUAUAGUGAUUCUGUUGCAGGUUUUAUUCCAGCUUUUAGUGGAACUAUCCAAGAUGAUUAAUCUAUUUUGAGAAGAGGGUUCAGCAUCUUGGAUAGGUCCUAUGAUGUAAAAAAAAAAAAUUGAUUCAUUGCAUUGCAACAUGGAAACUUCUGUUACAGUGGUUCUCAACCUGUGGAUCCCCAGAUGUUUUGGCCUACAACUCCCAGAAAUCCCAGCCAGUUUACCAGCUGUUGGGAUUUCUGGGAGUUGAAGGCCAAAACAUCUGGGGACCUGCAAGUUGAGAACCACUACUUUGAUAUCUUCUGAGUUGCACUCUGCAUAUAUGAUAUUAUUUGAGAAAUCAGAGUGGAGCCACAAGGGAUUAAUCCAUUUGGGAAAGAUAGUUAUUCAAUUAAACUUUAGUCUGUAUGGACAGAUUUGCAUGUUUUUCAUGUUGUCCAAGACUGCUCACAAUACCAGGAAUAAUAGAACAAAAGCAGGAGAGGGCUGUGGCAUUCCUGUGCUGCUCAUGAGCUGGGUGGAUAUGUGUUUGGAUAUCCAGCAUGCCUCCAUUGAUGGUUUAAAGACUGUGUUCUGUUAAAACAUCCUUACAUUUCCUCAGAGCUUUUAAAACCAUUUUUUUGCUUACAACUCACAAAAACAUCCAUUUGGCAUGGCUAUAAUCCAUGGUUUUAGAUAAAAUUUACUUAACAAGAUGACUAAGACAUCAGCCACUAUACAUGAAAUAAGUUCUUUCAUAUGUCUCAAAGAAGUACAGCAUAAUCCUUGUAUCCAUGGGGAAUAAUUUCCUGGAUUUACCCUGGAAAUGUGAAGUUGCAGGUAGUGGUGAACCCUACUGAAAUGACUUCUGGCAGAAGUGUAUAAUACAAUUACAUUGGAGGAUGUAGAAAAUGUCUGGAAAUAAUAUUUCUCUAGAAUUUCUAGGUUCUCUGGUCAAUGUCUUGCACAAGCAUAUCAUAAACUUUCCCUGGAGGAUCUAGUAAAUAUUUAGUGAUAACAUUUUUUGAAAACGUGCGUGGCCUGUGGAUACAUGGGUGAUACUGUACUCCCAAGUGAGAAGACUGGUGAAGAUUGAUUCAUAGAUUAACACUGGCCUUAAUAGAAAUUAUAGGGGCUGAAUCAUCAAAUUCCGUGCAUCAAGCAAUCAAGCGUAUGCUUCUUGGCACUUUCUAACGCAGUGGUAGAAAUCCUGUUGCCCUCCAGUUACAUUGAGCUGCAACUCUGAGCAAUCCCAGCCAAUUUAUCCAAUGGUGAAGAGUCCUGGGAAUUAUAGUCCUGCUACAUCUGGGGAACCGCAUAAUCCUAAUGCUUGAUUUAAAUUACUAAAGAAAGCAUAGAAGGCAUUACAUUUCUGUUUGUCCCUCCUCCACACCUGAUUUAAUAAUUUCAUUAAUUAUUAGUGGGAGCAGCUUGCAUUUCACAAACUCACCAGAACACAAAACACCUUUUAUUGGCAAGUCUCUUUUGGCUUUUACAUCACAUCUCACUACUUUCUCCCUUUAAAGGACCAGGAAGCAAGUGGCUAAAUGAAACAUGAGAAGAAGCUGGUUUAGACGUGACCUUAUCCACAAUUUCAGUUUGUUUUUGUUUGGGUUGGAUUCAUCUUAAGCGCUUGGGGGCUGUUGUGUCUUCUGUGAAAUUCCUAAGCAAUAUUCUCAUUCCCUCUAAUAGUCAAAGAGACUUGCUUUUCAUCCACAGUUAAGGUAACAACAUGGGGACACUCGCAGAGUGGGAUAAGAAAUGAGGUAGCUUAUGCAGAAAAAAGUCACAGAGCGAACUAAGGAUAGAGGGAACAAAAUAACAUCCCUUCUCUCUGCAAUGAAAUAGACUUGCUGUAUUCAUGUUACAAUGAAAUUAGAGUAUGAACAGUUUUUUUAAAAUGCCUACAGCUGGGGAAUCUACCCCAUUCACAGCAAGAGUUUCUAGGAACUGCAAAAAGUAACUUUCCCAUUGUUGUUGUUUUGUUCAUUUAUACCUUGCCCUUUCCACAACAGUCCCCAAGUUAUGAACAAGAUAGGUUCUCCAUGGGGCCGGGCUGUAGCGCAGGCUGGUAAACAGCUGCUGCAAUAAAUCACUCUGACCAUGAGGUCAUGAGUUUGAGGCCAGCCCGUCGUGGGGUGAGCACCCAUCAAUUAAAAAUUAAAAAUAUAGCCCCUGCUCGUUGCUGACCUAGCAACCCUAAAGAUAGUAGCAUCUAUCAAGUAGGAAAUAAAGUACCACUUAUAAAAAAAGUGGGGAUGCAAGUUUAACUAAUUUACAACGUUGGAAUGAGGAAGUGAGGAAGUGCCAUCAGAGUGGAUGAUGCUGCUCCCCCCUGUGGCCGGAAUCGAACAUCCCCUCAGGAGAAGGUUAAAUUGCCUCUGCGUCUGUCUGUCUGUUGUCUUUGUCUCGGUUCGAUGUGUUUAUGGACAUUGAAUGUUUGCCCUAUAUGUACAUAAUGUGAUCCACCCUGAGUCCCCUUCGGGAUGAGAAGGGCGGAAUAUAAAUACUGUAAAUAAAUAAAUAAAAUAAAUAACUUUUCCA